GACGAUGAUGGCUAGCAAGGAAAGUACCGGCUGCGAGGAAGAAGAGCUAUAUUGCGAUUUCUGGAAACAGCGGUUUUCUAAGGCUGUGAAAGAAACAUGCAUCCAAUUGGGGAAAGAGUCGGGCUUGGCUUGGGAGGGGCUUUAUAAGAAAUCGAAACUGAGCCAGGGACGAAGUACUUUCGAGUUUGUAAGAGGAGAGCAGAGCGGUUUUCAGCGGUGAAGCAAUGAGUCGGGCAGGAGCAGGGCAAGCCAGGUACGGGAUGGCUGCUGCGUCUCCUUCCGACUCCAGAAGAUACUACCAGACAGCUGAUAACUUUUCGCGGCAAGCUGUCCUUGGAGAUCCUCGGAAAAAUGAGGACUUGGGCCAGCAGCAGGACCCUGAAGACGAAGUGUUCUCUUCGGGGGGACAGCAGCAAGAAGCGCGUGUGGGUGCAUAUACCGUGAUACCUCCAAAUCCAACAAAAUGGAAUCAACUGCAGAAAAUUGCUAAUACAGAGCUGGAAGAACUUGCAAAAUGGAAGGAACAGCACAGGCCACUAUCAAUUCAUCUGCCCCCCCAGAAACUGGGUGGCAGAGCAUCAGAGGCUGAAGUGAGGCAAAAACAGCAGUUUGAGUCCCUCCAAUCUAAAUAUCAGCAAAAGCUAAAAAGAGAAGAAUAUGGAAGAAUUAAGAGAGAGGCUGAAGAAGCUGACAUUCUGAAAAAGAAAGCAAUUCAAAGAGAGAAGGCCAAUAAGCUUGAAGAGAAACGAAGGCAACAAGAAUGGCAAAGACAACAGAUGUUUGACGAAGACUACUUUCUAAAAACAACUGCAUUCUUGAAUAGCCUGGAUAUGGGCCCAUCUGAGAGAACCUCUUGUCAGACAGACUGUCAUGAUUUCAAAUCUUCAGCUUGGGCCAGAAGCCACUCAUACAAGCGAAUCCAGAGACAAGAAGAAGACAGAAAACUGCAGGAGAUGAAAGAGGAGCAACGGCGAAAGGCUGAAUUAUUGCAACAUAAACAAAAGCAAGAGGAGAGAGUAAGAAUAAAAGCGCAGCAGAGAGUGAAUAAUGCAUUUCUGGACAGGCUACAAGGCAAUAGUCAGCCAGGUAGCAUUUACCGAUCUGGAUGUCUUGGGAAUAUGGAUUCUAGUGCUGACAGCUGGGUGCCCCCGCCCCAGUAUUUCCAGUAAAACCAAAAACUAGAAAGGUUUCUUGACACACUUGCUUCAGGGAAAUUGCUUCAGAUAUUUAUUUUUACCUAUCAUCACUUUAUUCGGCCUUGCUGCCUGACCUGCUGUUGCUUCUUUCUUACUCGCAAGUAUUUGAAGCUAUUGAUUAUGAAACUGGUAUUAAAUCUCAAAGAAAUGGCUUUUCUCUCUCAUAGCUUGUCAUGCUUGUCUGAGGUGAUCUUGAAUCUCUCAAGAGAUUUUAUGUCUAUGUCUCUAGAAAUGGCAGUAACAUGUCCAUACUACUCUAACAAGCCAUCUGAGUUGCAGAAGCUUGAAAUGUGUUUUGCGUGUGUGUCCUGUUUUUAGUGGGUUGCUGAGACAGAAAAGAACUGCCACACUGUAUUGUAAAUGCUUUUAAUUCAAAUCUUUGUGUAAUAUUUUUCUACUUGAAAAUGUUUAUAUAAAUAAAAACAUAAAGCUUA
This is a messenger RNA of Hemicordylus capensis (graceful crag lizard), 1630 nucleotides long. It is a transcript of the gene EPSTI1, whose product is annotated as epithelial stromal interaction 1. The transcript is spliced from 12 exons. The record is from RefSeq and is a predicted model, not a curated record. Lineage: Eukaryota; Metazoa; Chordata; Lepidosauria; Squamata; Cordylidae. Bases 225 to 1169 code for a protein of 314 amino acids.